UAUCCCAUCACCUAUACACAACCGAGGAUACAGUUACUUGUACUUUCAUUUUCAGCUGACCUUCCUUCAGGCAAGGAUGCUCCGUCUUUUCCUACUGGUGGCGUUAUGCCACGCAAUUUCGGCAUUACCGUAUGCCCAGGAAGCGAACGAGGUGUAUCGAGACAUGGAACUGCUGGAACGCCUUUUGGAGCUAGAAAACUCGCACGAUAACCUUGAAUCCAGAGGAUUCGAAGGGGAAAAAGAAAUGAACUUGGCUGGCAGACACAAAUCGCAGUCCUCUGCUCCCAUAAAUAAAGACGAGGUGGAGAUGGCGGCAAAGGCUAUCGAUGGGCGAUACGAUGACGCCAACUUGCUGGACGAAAACGGGGAAGUGGACGGUGGAAGUUGCACAGUUGGACGAGGACCCGAGGCGAAUCCUCACUGGGUUCUGCUUCUCGGCGGUGACCACUGCAUCACUAAGGUCAGCAUCCUGAAUCGUGGGGACGGCCACAGUGAACGUUUGACGGGAGCUGUUGUCAGAGUUGGUCGAGAACCGUCUCUCGAAUUAGAUGAUAACACCGGCUGUGACUCGCCUGUGACUGCUGAACAAGCUGCAGUACCCGGUGGCACGGUUGACUUUGAAUGCAGUCAGCCAGUCCUAUCGAGAUACGUCAUCAUUGGUAUUCCCUCAGACAACGCUAUAAUACAGUUGUGUGAGGUGAGGGUUUGGGAGGUUCCACUGGAGCAAUGCUUACCAGGACCGGAGGGGCAACAGGAGUUGAACGUCGUCGGUGGGGAUGCUGAACAAAGUUUCCGUUUUAAAGGGCUUAAUACAACGCAGUGGGCUUCAAAAGCUGUGGAUGGUCAAUAUGAUAACGACAUGUUUGUUGACUCCCAGGGAGAAGUUGAAGGUGGAAGCUGUUCAUUCACAGGUCCCGAAGAAAAUUCGUGGUGGAAAUUGAACCUGGGUGAGAUGCACUGCAUCAGCAGGGUCAGCGUUUUGACUGGAACGGGUGGAGCUGGUUUGGCAGCGGAUGCUGUCGUGAAUGUAGGGAUAGGACCAUCGACAGUCAACAGUCAGUGCGGUUCACCUGUCAGUAGCAGUCAAGCUGCAGCGGGCGGCACCACCUAUUUUAAUUGCAACCCACCCAUCAAGGCGGAUACCCUCAUCAUAAGUACUGCUCGCCCUGCAAUGAUGCUUGUGUGCGAGACUAGAGUGUAUGAAGUUCCAAUGGACCAAUGCAACCAAGGUCGCGAGUUGCAAACAGAGUUGAAUAUUGUUGGAUCAGAUGUUAGCCAAGCAUCUGUCACGGGCGAGUUUAACGCAUCAAAAGCUGUCGAUGGACGGUAUGACGAUGGCAAAAUGAUUCAUGAUGUUGACGUCGAAGGCGGCAGCUGUUCCAUGACAGGUUUUCAAGAAGAUCCUUAUUGGAGAUUAGCCCUCAACGAGAGUCACUGCAUCAGCAGAGUCAGCAUUCUCAAUCGUGCAGACGGCCAAAGUGAGCGUCUAUUUGGUGCUACCGUUACUGCCGUUGGGAGUGGAGACUCAAUUCAAACAUGUGGCUCUUCUGUGACAGCCGAGCAAGCAGCUGUGCCUGGUGCAACCAUCCUCAUCGACUGUGACUCACCGAUACUGGCCAACGUGCUCAGGAUUUCAAUCGAUUCUUCAAACGCCUCAUUGCAGAUGUGUGAGGUCAGAGUUUGGGAGGUACCUUUGGACCAGUGCCCAGGAACUGAUAUGGACGAGUGUGCUAGUGUGCCAUGCCAGAAUGGUGCCGAGUGCGUGAAUGGUGUCAACAAGUUCUCAUGCGUGUGUGCUGCCGGAUUUACUGGAGAUCUCUGCGAAACCGGUAGUUCUACUGUAAAUAUUGGAGAAACGGAGGUGAAUAUCACAGGCAGUCAAGCAUUUCAAAGCUCCGCUGUCGGCGAGCGAAACAGUAACAAGUUUGCCAAGAAGGUUGUUGAUGGUCGAUAUCACGACACCAAGUUGCUCGGUGAAGAUGGAGAAAUGUACGGAGGGAGUUGCACGAUUACUGAGGCUGAGGAAAACCCCCACUUAGGAAUAGUUCUCGACAAGCCACGCUGCAUCAGCAGAGUCAGUAUCUUGAACCGUGGUGACGGUGAUAGUGAGCGUUUGACGGGCACCAUCGUCAAAGUUGGGAAUUCAGGGGGAUUUGAAUUGAAUUGGAACACUGUUUGCGGCUCGCCUGUGACGGCUGAACAGGCUGCUGUACCCGGUGGAACGGUGGAUUUCAAAUGCAGUCAGCUACCGGGUUUGUCGCAGGCCAUCAUCAUUGGUAUUCCCUCUCCCAAUGCUACCUUGCAGCUGUGUGAGGUCAGAGUUUGGGAAUUACCCAUCGAUCAAUGCAAGAAAGAUGCUAGUCUUGGUUGCGCUCCAAACCCGUGCGUAAACGCAGAAUGUGCACCAGGACCUGAUGGGCAAGCAUUCUGCAAAUGCUUUGAUGGACAAAACGGCGACUUCUGUGAAGCGACGGCAAUGGGAGUACGCUGCGAGCCAAGCUCUGACGAAGAUCGCUACAUCUACGAUCAGUAUGAGGGUAACAUACAGUCGCCGGGGUACCCUGAACCGUACGGAAUCAAUCUACGAUGUCCUUACAUCAUCGGCUCUCCUGAUGCAAAGAUGAUCGAGCUAAGAUUUGAUGAUGUAGAUGUGAAUUUUAAGAUGAAUAACUUCCUAGUCUACCAGCCAGGUGGUACAUUGUCCAGUAGGAGUGACGAUGCGGUAAGGCUUAAGAACUUUCCAAACGAGACGAUUGUGGUGAAUGACAACAAGGUGUGGAUAUUCUUCCAGACAACGUACGCCAACCAGGACAAGCAAAAAGGCUUUAGAUUGCACUUCCGAAUCUUAACCGAUGAGUGUGGCAGCGAUCCAUGUCAGAAUGGUGCCGAGUGCAUGAAAGGGGACAAAGCGUUUUCAUGCGCGUGUGUUGCAGGAUUUACUGGACAACUCUGCGAAACCGAUAUUGACGAGUGUGGCAGCGAUCCAUGCCAGAAUGGUGCCGAGUGCGUAGAUGCUGUCAAUGGAGUUUCAUGCACAUGCGCUGCAGGAUUUACUGGACCUCUCUGCGAAACCGAUAUUGACGAGUGUGGCAGCGAUCCAUGCAAGAAUGGUGCCGAGUGCGUGGAUGGUGUCAACGAGUUUUCCUGCAUGUGUGCUGCGGGAUUUACUGGACCCUUCUGCGAAACCGAUAUUGACGAGUGUGCUAGCGAUCCAUGCCAAAAUAGUGCCGAGUGCGUGGAUGGUGUCAACGAGUUCUCCUGUACAUGUGCUGCAGGAUUUACUGGACCUAUGUGUGAAACUGGUAUCGACGAGUGUGGCAGCGAUCCAUGCCAGAAUGGUGCCGAGUGCGCAGAUGGUGACAACGAGUUUUCGUGCACAUGUGCUGCAGGAUUUACUGGGCCUCUCUGUGAAACGGAUAUCGAUGAGUGUGGCAGCAGCCCUUGCCAGAAUGGCGUCUGUCGUGACAAAGUGAACGGUUUCAGCUGUGAAUGCUCCCCAGGCUUCGAGGGUAAACUAUGCGAGACAAAUAUAAAUGGGUGUAAGGACAGUCCUUGCAAGAAUGGCGUAUGUCAUGACGAAUUUGACGGUUUCAGCUGUGAAUGCUCCCCAGGAUACGAGGGUACAUUUUGUGAGACCCAUACUAACGAGUGUGCUAGCGAUCCAUGCAAGAAUGGUGGCGAGUGCGUGGAUGGUGUCAACGAGUUUUCAUGCACGUGUGCUGCAGGAUUUACUGGAACCCUUUGUGAAACCGGAAUUGAUGAGUGUGGCAGCAGUCCUUGCCAGAAUGGUGUGUGUCAAGACGAAGUGAACGGUUUCAGCUGUGAAUGCUCCCCAGGCUACGAGGGUCAACUAUGCGAGACAAAUAUAAAUGGGUGUGAGGGCAGCCCUUGCCAGAAUGGCGUCUGUCAUGACGAAGUGGACGGUUUCAGCUGUAAAUGCUCCCCAGGCUUCGAGGGUACCUUGUGCGACUCAAAUGUUGACGAGUGUGGCAGUGAUCCAUGCCAGAAUGGUGCCGAGUGCGUGGAUGGUGUCAACGAGUUUGCAUGCACGUGUGCUGCAGGAUUUACUGGACCUCUCUGCGAAACCGAUAUCGACGAGUGUGGCAGCGAUCCAUGCCAAAAUGGUGCCGAGUGCGUGGAUGGUGGCAACGAGUUUUCUUGCACGUGCGCUGCAGGAUUUACUGGAGAUCUUUGUGAUAAAGAUAUCGAUGAAUGUGAGAGCAACCCUUGCCAGAAUGGCGUCUGUCAUGACGAAGGUAACGGUUUCAGCUGUGAAUGCUCUGCAGGCUACAGGGGCACCCUAUGCAAGACCGUUUUUGUCUCAGAUAAAAAUGGGUGCAAGAACAGUCCUUGCAAGCACGGCAACUGUCUUGACGAGGUGGACGGUUUCAGCUGUGAAUGCUCCCCAGGCUACGAGGGUACUUUAUGCAAGAUUGAUACCGAUGAGUGUGCAAGCGACCCUUGCCAGAAUGAAGGUGUUUGUGUUGACGAAGUGAAUGGUUUCAGCUGUCAAUGUUCCCCUGGCUACGCGGGUGACUUAUGUGAGACUAAUAUCGACGAGUGCGCCAGCAAUCCAUGUCAGAAUGGUGCCGAGUGUGUGGAUGGUGUCAACGAGUUCUCAUGCACGUGUGCUGCAGGAUUUACUGGAGCUCUCUGCGAAACUGCCAUAGCCGAACGCGUUGAACCGGCCAAUUCAUGCGACAGCAGUCCUUGCCAGAAUGGCGUCUGUCGUGACGAAGUGGACGGUUUCAGCUGUGAAUGCUCCCAAGGCUACGAGGGUACCUUAUGCGACUCUGAAAUGAAAGCUACCUAUGCAUGUACCAGCAAUCCAUGCAAGAAUGGCGUGUGUAUAAACUACGGGGCCAAGUUCCAGUGUGUUUGCUCCCUUGGCUUCACGGGCACUUUGUGCGAAAUCGGCUCAGCUGAACCUGUUGAACCGGUCAAUGCUUGCCACAGCAACCCUUGCAAGAAUGGCGUCUGUCAUAACAAAGUGGACGGUUUCAGCUGUGAAUGCUCCUCAGGCUACGAGGGUACCUUAUGCGAGACCAAAGCUCCCUUUAGAUGUACAACCAAUCCGUGCAAGAAUGGCAUCUGCAUAAACUACGGGGAACAUGGCUUCAUGUGCGCAUGUUCACCAGGAUACCGAGGCACUGCUUGUGAAAUCAAUGUUGACGAGUGUAGCAGCGAUCCAUGCCAGAAUGGUGCCGUGUGUGUGGAUGGUAUCAACACAAUCUCUUGCAAGUGUGCCUCAGGAUAUACUGGACGUCUCUGUGAAAUCGAGCAACCCGGAGGACUCCUGGAAAAACCCUCCCAGCUAUCCCUGACUUUGCCAGUUGGUGAAGUAACGGAAACAAACUACUUGCAAGUAAACCUGGUCGCUGAAUACUGCAUCAAGAAGGUCGUCGUCCACAAGCGCGGAGACUGCACGGGUGCUCGUUUGACCGGUGCCGUGGUCCGUGCCGGGACAAGCUCUACCGGGCUCAACAACGGUAUGUGCGGCUCGGCCCUGACCGCCCAGCAAGCCGAAGUACGCCGGUCUACCGUGGACUUUGUGUGCGACCCUCCCUUGACGGCCAAGUUUGUCACCGUGGAUAUCCCAUUGCUGAGGGUAACCAAGCAGCAGAUAUGUGAAGUCACGGUUGAGCAAGGGACCCCAGGACCGUGUUAUGAGUAGGAGGAGUGACAGAUACCAUCAAGAAUGACAAACACAAUGUAAACAGAGCAACGAAAAUCAAAGAGACUUUUAAAAAUAAAUACAGAAUUGUGUACUGAUUAUCCUAAGCAGAUGAGGAAAUUACAUCUUUACGCUUUAUAGUAUAGCGGUGAUGGGGUGUGCAACAAAAUAUACUUUUUCUUUUUUAAUGCUAAAAUGGGUGUCAUUGGCUAGUGUGGUAUUUAGAUUAGGCUUUUCUAUUGAUGUUUAAUGGACACGAAUAUAGCCUUCAACGUAACGACGACAGCCUGUGUUUAUCCCGUUGUAUUUUGAGUAUUAAUGUCGCAAUCAUGGAAAGUAGUUGGUCGUUCUGGUUAAGUUGUGUGCAUUUGAAGGGUCGUACAGAACCGUGUUUUAACCAAUUGAACCCACAUUCGUCGCAUGAUUUGAAAACAUGAAAACAAAACACACAGUCAUGUUUUGCAUCAAGUGUAAGCUGACAUGCAUAAAACCCGGAAAUGUACCAUGUUAAUAAGGAGCACAUACUUCAAGGAAAUAUUAAGGAUAUAACUGGCAUGAUCACUGGCUCAGAGAAUGCAUCGCGGUAAACUGUCAGUGACGUCAUUCCCUGUCCUUUGUGUCACUAGGUUUUAAGUUUACCAAUUUAUACCUUGUUUUCUUUAAUCCUUUAGCGGCGGUGGAUGAAUUCAUUUUCAUAACCAAGUUCGUUUAUUUAGUGUAAUUCAAAUAAAAUUCAAGUAUAUU
Patiria miniata (bat star) is the source of this 6418-nucleotide messenger RNA. Its product is annotated as neurogenic locus Notch protein-like. Gene Ontology annotation, cellular component: plasma membrane; protein-containing complex. The coding region runs from base 77 to 5674 and encodes 1865 amino acids. The transcript has 41 exons. Lineage: Eukaryota; Metazoa; Echinodermata; Asteroidea; Valvatida; Asterinidae. Gene Ontology annotation, biological process: axon guidance; establishment or maintenance of epithelial cell apical/basal polarity; Notch signaling pathway. Gene Ontology annotation, molecular function: calcium ion binding; Notch binding. The record is from RefSeq and is a predicted model, not a curated record.